This is a messenger RNA of Gallus gallus (chicken), 4333 nucleotides long. It is a transcript of the gene NDE1, whose product is annotated as nudE neurodevelopment protein 1. Gene Ontology annotation, biological process: cell migration; chromosome segregation; vesicle transport along microtubule. Gene Ontology annotation, cellular component: kinetochore; kinesin complex; centrosome. The record is from RefSeq and is a predicted model, not a curated record. The coding region runs from base 550 to 1578 and encodes 342 amino acids. Lineage: Eukaryota; Metazoa; Chordata; Aves; Galliformes; Phasianidae. Gene Ontology annotation, molecular function: microtubule binding. The transcript has 11 exons.
GUGGACCGCGGGUGCCGGAGUUACCUCACGGCGUAGCUGUUUUCUCAGAAGAUCGGGACAGAAGUAUGGUGCCAAUCUCCGUAGCCGGGACUUGUUUCUUAGCACGCAGGGAACCGAGCCUCUUCAGGAGGCGGGGAGCGCUACAGAGCAGGGUGCGGGCCUUCUCAGAUGGCGCUGUCUUUGCGGUAUCUUGCACCAAAGGGUUAAAUUUUGGAAAUAUUAAGCAUUGUGGUUAAGCUUCACCAUCCCAGCAGUGGUAUCACAGAGCCUGGCUGCCGUAUCUUCACUCCGUUCCGCCCAUCGUGCCGCUUCUCUUACAGUCAGCACAUCAAGCUCCACUGAUGCUGUCAACACCUAAGGUUGCCUAGGGAACUUCUGUGAAAAAGCAGCACCUCUGAGCCUCUGCUGUCUCUCAGCAUCUGCUAUGCUGUUUUGGAACCAGACAAGAGGCUAAACAGAUUCCUCUAAAAUCUCAGAGAUUUUGCUUUGCUUUACCAGCAUUACAAGAGCAAAAAAUGAAACAGGAGUUUUAAACUCUGAGGACUUGCCAUGGAAGACUCAGAAGAACAUCACUUCAGCUCAGUUGAAGAGGAAACCAGAUACUGGAAAGAGUUGGCUAUGAAAUACAAGCAAUGUGCUGAGAAUAUACAGGAGGAACUGUGUGAAUUCCAAGAAGGGAGCCGAGAAUAUGAAGCUGAACUGGAAACUCAGCUGCAGCAAACAGAGUCCAGAAACAGAGAUCUUCUUUCAGAAAACAACCGUUUGCGAAUAGAACUGGAGUCUGUUAAGGAAAAGUUUGAAAUGCAGCAUUCAGAAUGGUACAGGCAAGUCUCUGCACUGGAAGAUGACUUGGCACAGACAAAAGCUAUUAAAGAUCAACUUCAGAAAUACAUUCGAGAACUUGAGCAAGCAAAUGAUGACUUGGAAAGAGCAAAAAGAGCCGCUAUAAUGUCUCUUGAGGAUUUUGAGCAGCGCCUAAACCAGGCUAUUGAAAGAAAUGCUUUUCUGGAGAGUGAGCUGGAUGAGAAAGAAAACCUUCUGGAGUCUGUGCAACGUCUGAAAGAUGAAGCUAGAGAUCUACGACAAGAGCUUGCAGUGCAGCAGAAACAGGAGAAACCCAAAACACCAAUGCGAACUAGCCUGGAAACAGAAAGAACAGACACUGCAGUUCAAGCAUCCUUAUCUUUGCCUUCAACUCCCUCUCUGCACCGAGCACCCAACAUCAACAUACCCACCCCUGCAACAUUUAGGAGAGGUUUUGAGGACAGUUACUGUGCAACCCCUCUCACACCUGCUGCCAGAAUAUCUGCACUUAACAUCAUGGGAGACUUGCUGCGAAAAGUAGGGGCUUUGGAGUCCAAACUUGCCUCCUGCCGAAACUUUGUGUAUGACCAGUCUCCAGACAGAACCACAGUGUCCAUGUACAUGAAUAGAGAUGCCCUUGAAACACGCAUGAGUCCUCACCAGCCUCUCUGUGAUACAGGGUUGGUGAAACGCCUGGAGUUUGGAACAAGACCUUCAAGUACUCCAGGACCAAUGAGCCAUCCUUCACAAAGUGUUGUUAAGAUGCUGCUAUGAAAAGGAAAAAUAAAAUCUUAUGUACAUAUAACUUGAAUAUCAAUAGGCAACCAGACAGAAGUGUAAGAGUAGUUGAGGCCUGAAAAAGGAACUACUGUUGAUAAUGGCAUCUUAUGGCUUUGCCCUUCUGGCUUCUAUGCUGAGUUGUGUGCGUGGUGUGAUGAAGCAAUGUUGCCUAGCAGCACAGGACAUAAAAUUGCUUCCUGUAUUCACUGCUGUGAAUAACUCCUGCUUUGACACUGCCAGUUAAAGCUAUCGUCGCUUUACCUACAGCAGGUUCCCAGUGCAACUCUUUAGGUUUUGGCUUUUGGUGUUAAUAAAAUUGCCCAUGAUUUCUGGCUUUCUGGUGCAGUCACUGAAGUUAGAGAAGUGGUUGUAGGUAGAAACAGGUGUAUUUCUGUGGAGAAACAGUUUAGUUCUUUGUAGGUUGCUUGCUGGUCAGAAUCUCGUGGUGAAGCUCUGUAAGCAAUGAUUUACCUUGUAGAGCAGAUAACAGUUAAAAGGUGAGGAAUGCUUAAUACUUCUGGUACUCAGGAGAUCCCAGAUGGUAGAGAACUUUGCCCUGGAUUAGCCUGUAGAUAUGCUUUUGCUAUAUUGUGGCCUAUAGAUCCUGGCUGUUGAUUGAGUUUCUAGUUCUAACAUAUUAAUAAGUGGGUUUUACUACUUUCCAAACCUCCCUUUAUUAAUGUGCCUUGGGUAUUUGUGAAUUUAUGUUAUUUUAUCUUUCUUUUUAAUGAGAAUGUUUCAGCUCUUACUAACUUAGCAAUGUUUUUAGCUUGAAAAGUACUUUCUGCUGACCAAGUAUGUCAGAAUAGUGAAUUAUUUUUUUAAGUUGGCAUAUUUCCCCUACAGAAAUACACUACUUUUUUUUUUUUAAUGAAGUACACUUACAGUAUUAAUACACGUUAGAGAAGCUUGCACUUAUGAAAGCAAUAGUGGGUAAACAUUUUUAUAUCUGGGGAGAGAGGGAGAAAUUUACGUGAUAAAAUGUAUAAUUUUUUUUAAUGAUGUGAAAACAACUACUGAUGCAUCUAUUUCUCUGGAAUAGGAAAUAACCACAGGCCAUUCCCAUUAUUCAAGCCAUCUACAAAGUUGGCUUAACUAGGGAGCAGAAUAAAGCUUAUUUUGAGUGCUAAUUAUUCAUUUUGAAUUUUUUUUGCAAGUUGUCAUGCUUACUGCAUAAGUAUUUGCCAUCAGUUUCUUUGCUGCUUCUUAUUAAUGAAGCCUAAAGAGACAUUGUUUGCUGAAAUUAUAUGCAGAUUCUUCUAUGUUUCUUUCUUGUUCUCAUGGUUUCCUACUCUAAGGAAUGUUACUGCCAUAGCUAAUGAUGCCUUUAGGAUUUUCACAGUGCUUGGCGUUAUUCUCUUAAAAUCUUGAACUGAAGCUAUAAUCUGUUUUAGCAUUUUUGUCCUCUUCUGUCACACAGAGCUGGCACUCUUUUCUUAAACAUAGGGAGCUAAAGCAUGAGCUACUUUGUUAGUUGUGCUGUCACGUGAUCUCAGUGGACUGUGUAGCCUGAUCACUCAAGACGAGUUUUCUGUAUGAUGUUGUCAGAAUUUGCCUGCUUAGUGAGCAGGUUGACUUCUGUUCAGACUGGGAGUCAGCAGUGAUGUAAGGUAGAGACUUAAAAAGUCAGGGCUUUGCUGGAGCCAUGGAUUUGAAGUGGCUACUGAUAGUAUACUCUACAGAUACAUAUUUUUAAUGUGGCUACAGAUGUUAUCAGGCUAUAGGUGGGUAUGCUAUUGAGAACUGUCAAAACAAUAUAAUGCAGAUCAGUUGCCUCUGUAAUGAUGCAUCUGUUGACAGAGGAACUGUAGUUUGGUGUUAUGAGCUAACCUUGGUAGGCAGCUAACAUCAUACAGCUGCAUACUUGCUUCGCAUAUCCAGGGGGACAGGGAAAGAAUUGGAAGGUAAAAGUUCAAGGAAAAAAACUGCUUUUAUGUGUUGAGACCAAGACAGUUUAAUAGGUAAAGCAAAAGCUGUGUCUGCAAGGAAGGCAAAAUAAGGAAUUUAUUCAUUACUUUCUAUUCAAGAUGCUAUGGAGAAAACUAACUCUGUCCCAGCCGAAACCAGCAAUUAGGAUACUUGCAGAAAAGUUCUUUCUGCAGUGUCACAAAGAAAAAAAAUACUCACUUGAGCUUAUUUUGCUUUGCAGAACAGGGACUAGAACCUAAGUUUCUCAAGUGGUAGGUAGUGCUUUAACCGCUGGACUGUUCGGCUUGUGAGUUAUCCAGGUGAAGUCCUUUCAGAAGGGCAUGAUGUUCAAUUUACAAGUUCUAAUCCAAGUACUGGUGCGUAAGACCAUUUUUUUGAAGUCUGACUUCCUCCAUCUCCUUGUUUGCACAUGUGCAGACUUACCAGCUUAAUAGCAGUUCUUGAACAUGUUGACAGAGCUAUGCUUCUUGACUGACUCUACAAUCAAAAGCUUUCAUCCCUUCAUCAGCUUGUCAUCGUAAUCACUCUGAAUGGAUUCUUACUUAAGCUCUUCCUUUUCUAUUUGCUCAAAAAAGAGUAUUAUUUGGGGUGUGAAUCUGCUGGCUGAAUGGUUUCUGCUCUGAAGCUGUCAUGUUCAUGAUCUUUGUGCCUUGUGGAAUAAUUAUUAGUUUUAGAAGGUGAUCAUCAGCAGUAAGGAUGGAUGCUUUUGCAUGGUUUGCUCUUCCUGUAGUCAACACUGCUUUAAGGUUAAUCUGCAGUACAAUGUAAGACAUCAAGGAAGCUCUCUGUACUCAGUUCAGAGUAAAUCCCCCUGACUUUA